AUGAAUUUUCCACCAAAAGUUCGCAUCUUUGCUUGGAAAGUUUUCCACAACAUCCUCCUGGUAGCAGCUGCCCUUUUCAAGAAAAAAAUUAUAGAUUCUACAGCAUGUUCACUUUGCACUUCUAAUUGGGAAUCUAUAGGACAUGCUCUUUUUGGUUGUAAGCAUGCUAAAGGGAUUUGGACAGAUUCAAAAUUUUCUCUGGAUUAUCACAAAGCUCAGUCAAUGUUCAAUAGAGAUUACUUGCUGCAUCUAUCUUCAAUGUACAAUCAGGAGGAAUUUGAAUUUCUCAUCUGUAUUAUGUGGGGAAUUUGGUCUGACCGUAAUAAAAUUUUUCAUGGUGGACAACCAAGGCCACGGUCAUCUGUUGUGGUUUAUGUAACCAACUUCCAUCAGGAUUUCAUUCGUGCCAAGUUAACCAAAGUUCCACCUGCUGUUACUGAGCAGUCUCAAACACACACAGUCACCAAUAAUACUCUGCAGAAAGGAGUUCCAUGGUCACCACCAGCAAUCAAUGGGUUUAAAUUGAAUGUGGAUGCUGGGACGAAUCUGGAGCAGAAAAAACUGGGUGUUGGGGCUAUUAUCAGGGACCAUGAAGGUAAAGUUGUUGCAGCCCUUUCAAAGAUUGUGCAGGGAAGCUUUCGGUCAGAUGAAAUGGAAGCAAAAUCCCUCUUCCAUGCUCUCAAUUGGGCAUCACAAUUACAAUUUCCUGUCACGCAUAUAGAAACUGAUGCAUUGCGAGUUUCAUCAGCACUUCUUUCGAAUGCUACUGAUUUAUCUAGUUUCUCGGAUCUUAUAUUUGAUGUUCGUUGUCUUAUAUCCUCUUUUCUUGGUGUUUUGAUAUCCCAUGUUAAAAGAACUGCUAACCAGGCAGCUCAUGGGUUAGCCAAAUUUGCUUUAGGAUUGGAUGAAGACAUGUGUUGGGUAGGAGAAAUUCCCUAUCCUAUUUUCUAG
Cannabis sativa is the source of this 951-nucleotide messenger RNA. RefSeq lists its product as uncharacterized. Bases 1 to 951 code for a protein of 316 amino acids. The record is from RefSeq and is a predicted model, not a curated record. Lineage: Eukaryota; Viridiplantae; Streptophyta; Magnoliopsida; Rosales; Cannabaceae. The transcript has a single exon. Gene Ontology annotation, molecular function: nucleic acid binding; RNA-DNA hybrid ribonuclease activity.